AUGCCCUGUGAUAAGCUUAUUGGUCUAGGAAUGCUUGCUGUGGCAACGCUUGUAUUUGUAUAUUACACUUCAUGGGUGUUCUUGUUGCCCUUUGUUGGUGACGACUCCGUGAUCAAUCAAUUCUUUUUACCACGCGACUACGCUAUCAAAUUACCCUUUUUGUUGCUUUUGCUUGCUGUCUUGGCCGUUGGUUCUUUCAUUGGUUACGUCUUGACAAAAAAUGCAGAGAAGGAGAGAGCGAAAAAGAGAUCUAGUACAAGCUCAUUGUGUCCUGAAUAG
Molecule: messenger RNA, 279 nt
Organism: Candidozyma auris
Lineage: Eukaryota; Fungi; Ascomycota; Pichiomycetes; Serinales; Metschnikowiaceae
Gene: DPM2
Product: Dpm2p
Exons: 3
Coding region: 1-279 (92 amino acids)
Biological process (GO): GPI anchor biosynthetic process
Cellular component (GO): endoplasmic reticulum membrane; dolichol-phosphate-mannose synthase complex
Molecular function (GO): enzyme regulator activity
Source: RefSeq, a predicted model, not a curated record